Neurospora tetraspora is the source of this 2813-nucleotide messenger RNA. RefSeq lists its product as uncharacterized. Gene Ontology annotation, biological process: double-strand break repair via homologous recombination; mitotic G2 DNA damage checkpoint signaling. The transcript is spliced from 2 exons. NCBI's taxonomy places the organism in Eukaryota, Fungi, Ascomycota, Sordariomycetes, Sordariales, Sordariaceae. Gene Ontology annotation, molecular function: damaged DNA binding. The record is from RefSeq and is a predicted model, not a curated record. Gene Ontology annotation, cellular component: Mre11 complex. The coding region runs from base 54 to 2573 and encodes 839 amino acids.
UAAAGCUUCUUCAGGGCAACAUAGACGCGCGAUCCCAAGUCACCAUCAAGGAAAUGAAUUCCAAAAAGGGCACCCUCUUAAACGGGGCCCAGAUUCGCGGACAAACAGUUGUGCUCACUGAACCAGUCAAUGAGCUCAUAUUGGGUAAUUGCUCGCACCCGCUUCGGAUCGUAUGGCGUCCCAUUGUUCUCAGCUUCUCUUUUACCAAAAAAGAAAUCGAGGCUGGUUCCUGGCAGGCGCUACGUGACAACCUUGAGCAGCUCGACAUCAAGUACAUAGGUACUUACGAGCAUCUCACCACCCACGUGGUUAGCAAGAAACGCAACACAUCCAAGACGCUUCAGGCACUGGUCAACGGCAAACCCAUCGUAUCCGACAGUUUUAUCACCGCCAUCGUAGAGGCUGCCACAGUGCAUGAUGACGCUGACGAGGGGACGCCCAGUGCAUUGGAGAGCAACUUUGAUGAGGCCUGGCCCAACGCCGCUGACUACCUGCCACCUCGCGGCGAUGAGCCUACCGAACGACCACCAGCCGAUUAUGCACCCGACGAGCGACGACAAGAUGUCUUCGCCGGGUACACAUUUGUCUUCUACAACCAGAAGCAACACGAGAACCUUGCGCCCGUCAUCCAGUGGGGCAAAGGCAAGGCUUUCUUCAAAGAAGUAGUGGAAGGCGUCACCGAAGUGGACGACUUUGUCCGCUACGUCAAAGAGGUUGCCGAUGAAAAGGGGACCGGGUCGUUCGAGGACGGCGGUGACGGGAAAAGAGUCGUUGUUGUGCGACAUGCCCCUGGAAAGGGCGACGACGUUGAAUGGUGGACCAACUUCUACACGAGCUUUGCCAGACAUCUUGACCAUCGGCCUCCUGACCAGAAGGAGUUUCUCGAGGCCAUCCUCGCCUGCGAUGUAUCUUUGCUACGACGCCUCGAAGAAGACACCCAACCUACCUCAACCGCAAAUCCCACUCAAAAGGCCCAGCCUGAGUCGGAGGAUCGCAUGCAAGUCGAUCAACCCGACAACAGAGAAAAUGAAGAGCCUACCCCGGCUCGGCGACGAGCUCGUGCAGGUGGUAGGAGUCGCUUCAAGGGGUUCGAUUUUGAUUCCGAUGACGAUGAAGACGAGUCCAUGGCAGACGUUCCUGCUGCCCCAGCUACAAAGGCAACACAACCAGCCGCGGAUGUGCCAGCAUCGCAAGACAGCCAAAGUCUCUUCGUCUCACAAAGACAAGAACCCGUCGAUGAUGAUUUCUCAGAGCAAGAAUCACGUCCCACCGCCACCACACGCUCUACCCGUAGCCAGAAGCCAACACGUAAACGAGCGCUAUCACCGCUUCCCGAGCACGACGUCUCAGAGUUACUAGACGCCAUCGCACCCACCGCCACGGCCGCCAAAAGAAGGCGCAUCGAGGCCGGACAACCCGCUAUCCCCGAGCCGACUCCCGAACCAGAAGAGCCACCAGCCGUCGACGAUGACAAAGACGCCGACAAAGUAUCCGACUCGCCCAAGGGCAAAGGGAAGAAGGGAGCCAAAGGCAAAGAUAAAAAAGCUAAAAAUGGAGACGGCGACGACCCCAUCAUCGAACUCGCCCGCCAAAAGCGCGAAGAGGCCGAGGCCCUCGCGGCCGCUGAGCGUCAAGCGCUGCUGGACUCGACCGCUGACGAUGAUAUUGACUAUGCUGCCAUCCGCCGCCUCCAUAUCAUCGAAGAAUUUGAGGUGCGGAUGCCGAACCGCGAGGCUCUCGACGAUGAGGAAGAAGAAGAAGACGGCUACGCCGACGCCAGCGGAGGGAGAAGGGGAGGACGCACGCGCGAGCAAGACAUUGCAGACGGCAGGUGGGAUCCGCGCUGGAACGACCGGAAGAACUUUAAGAAGUUCCGUAAGCAGAAGCCGGGUGACAGCGGCGUUGGUAGCGCUGUUGAUGAACAGCCGCGACGUCCCCUUAUCACUUUGGAAGAAGUCAAGCCCAAAGAAUACGGCAUUGGAGAUGAUUACUGGCUUGAAGAUACCGGUAGUAACAGCAGACGCAACAACACGCAGACUCAGACACAGGCACAGGGAGGACGACAGUCGCAGAGUACCCAAGCUCAGACUGCUGCUGCUGCUGGUGGUGGGACAUCACAAAACCCUAACGCCGCCGCCGCCGACAAUAGGUCCCGUGGUCUCCCUACGAGAAGGAUGCUCAUGGCGGUGUUGGAUAGUAGUGAUGAAGAAUGUGACAACGGAAGCACCGUAAUCCCAGAAGACGCACCACCACCAUACACAGCAACAGCGGCACCGGAACCUCCGCGGUCGCGAGCAGCCAAAACAGCUGAGAGGGCAUCGGCUGCCAGGAGAACGCAGCAGACGACGACGACGGCGGUGGGCACAACACAAUCCGAGGCAUCAUCUGGAUCGGCUGGGACUGGUGCGGGUAGCAAGCAUGGUGCUCCGGCGAGUGGGAGGAGCAGCGGACAGCCGGCGGCGAAGAGGGCGAGGACGGCGGGAAGCGGGAGGGGGUUCGUGGUUAAGGAUAGUGAAGAGGAUAGUGAUGAGAGCGAUGAUGGGUUGAAGUUUAGGUUUGGUAGGAGGAAGUAGGUCUAGGAUGUUGUGGUGCUUACUGGGUUUGGCUGCAGAUGUAUAUAUAGACUGGAAUUGCAAAGGUUGUUAGAGGGCAAAGAUGAAAAUUUGCGAGGGACUGUUAUAAUGGCCACUUUUGAAAUGUUUUUGUUAUAAUGCAAUGUCCCCGGAGAUUAAUCAUGUUACGAUAUGUGUCGAACAUGACAUCUACUUCAAGUUCACGAGUUCCUUGAAAUCAUCGAAAGAGUGGCCAUCGGA